AUGCUGGCAGGAACAACAAUAAUCUUGUUAUUCUUGUGGAGUGUUUUUUUAUUAACUAAAGGAUAUCCAAGUUACGUCGAUGACGACAUUCCAGAGUUGAACUACCUGAACAGAAGUGUUGAUCCAUGCCAGGAUUUCUACGAAUAUGCCUGCGGGAACUUUAAAAAUGAACACCCUUUAUCGGACGGUGUCCUCACUAUCGAUCAAUACACCUUAUUGGACGAAAAACUGACAGCAUUGGCUAACGAAAUAUUAUUGUCUGACGAGACACCUGAAGAUCCGCAAGCUUUGAGAAAGGCCAAAUCAGCUUAUCAAGCAUGCAUCGACCAGGGAUACAUGAACAACAUGGCGGACCCGGAAGUAUCUGUAGUCAGGGAACAAGAUGGCUUCCCACUGGUACAAUCUACAAUGAACAAAAGACGCACGGAAUUCAGCUGGAACGAUAUUGGAAAAGCAGCUAGCGAUUACGGCCAACCAAUGAUGUUCAACAUUCAGGCAUAUUCGAAUCCAUCGAAUAGUACGAAAAAUCUGUUAUACAUAUCUCAGACUACACUCACCCUUCCUGCUCAGAUAAGAUCUUCUCGAGAACUGUCUUAUGAACACCUGAUCAAUCAAGGAUUCUCAGAAGUUGCUCAGGAGGAAAGUACCAAGGGUCGUUCCGCUCUGAGACCUUUCGACAUCUUUCUGAGGAAAAUGGCGUUCAAAGUACGAGAUGCUCUGUCUGUCAAUGUCAGCGACGAACAAGUCAUUGCCAAUAUCAAUAUCAUGUCCAAUUUCAUGAGAGGAAUCUUCCUUGGAGGCUAUGUUCCAGAUAAUACUUAUAUCAGAAAUUUGACUGAUGGGACUACAAUAACCCUGCAAGAGCUGAAUGAAUGGACUAAGGAGCAUUUCAAUAACACUGCAAAGAUAGACUGGAUAGAGUAUCUCAAUCAUAUCAUCCAAGCUUCUGGUGUCAAAGUUGAUGGAGACACCGAAGUUUUCGUUUACGACGGUCUUCCCAGGCUGAUCUACGGUAUUUUGAAUCUGGUCAGGAUAAGCGAAACCGAUACUGUCAAAAAUUUCGUUUUGAUGAGAAUUUUUCUGAUGAUGGCGCCUGACGGAGAUAUGCAAAGCAGACGAAUUGUCGAAGAUUAUUUGAGGGGUUUGAAUGUGCAAAUUCUGCCAAGGUGGAAAUAUUGUACUAGGAAGUUGAUGGAUUCUACUGGCACAGCUUCCCUGAGUUUUGCUGUGGCCUACGAAUAUCAACUACGUUAUUUUGAUACCGACAAUUUGGGACAGGCUGUUCAAAUGAUCAGAGACAUACAAGAUACUUACAGAGAUAAUCUAAACUCUUCUGAUUGGAUGGACCAACAGUGCCAAGCAAAGGCGAUAGACAAAUUCGACAAAAUGGUGACUAUACUGGGCUAUCCGGAUUUCGUGCCUGAGGCAUCAUCGCUCGACAAGUUUUACGAAAAUUUGACAAUCUACAAGUGGGACAACUACGGAAACACGAAAAGAAUCAACUCGUUCAGGAACGCAUAUCAAAUUUCACAGAUUGCCAGAAGGGAUAGAACAUUUUGGGACAAAUCACCAUUUGAAGUUAACGCCUACUACAAUAGGCCCAAUAAUAAAAUAACAUUCCCUAUUGCGAUGUUGAACCCAGUAUUCUUUGGUAGCAAAAACAGUGUUCUUGACUACGGAAGAAUAGGGAGCAUUAUCGGUCACGAAAUGACUCAUGGUUUCGACGAGGCUGGUAAAAAUUACGAUUCUGAGGGCAUACAACAGCAAUGGUGGACGCAAAAAACCCAAGAAACUUUCGAAAAUAAAACUAAGUGCUUUAUCGAAAAAUAUAACAGUUAUUAUGUGCCAAAAAUAAAUAUGCAUGUUGAUGGUACUAAAACUUUGAACGAGAAUAUAGCUGACAAUGGCGGAGCAAGACAAUCGUUCAGAGCAAUGAAAAAAAUGUUGGCCAGAAACCGUGUGAGCGGUGAUACGAAGAACUUCACAGCUGAACAACUUUUUUUCAUUGGGUUUGCCACUAUGUGGUGUAAUAACCCUUCUCUAGCAUAUAUGUCAGCAAUGAGUAAUGAUCAACACGCUUUCAACAAAUGGAGAGUAAACGGAGUAGCAUCUAAUAUGGAGGAGUUCUCAACAGCUUUCAGUUGUCCUAUGGACAGCGAAAUGAACCCACGUGACAAGUGUGAGUUGUGGUGA
Messenger RNA from Phaedon cochleariae (mustard beetle), 2193 nucleotides. NCBI's taxonomy places the organism in Eukaryota, Metazoa, Arthropoda, Insecta, Coleoptera, Chrysomelidae. The record is from the annotation of a GenBank genome assembly.